Messenger RNA from Prosopis cineraria, 1496 nucleotides. RefSeq lists its product as uncharacterized. The transcript has 4 exons. The record is from RefSeq and is a predicted model, not a curated record. Bases 383 to 1189 code for a protein of 268 amino acids. NCBI's taxonomy places the organism in Eukaryota, Viridiplantae, Streptophyta, Magnoliopsida, Fabales, Fabaceae.
ACUGGGUGUUUGCAUAUAUGUGAAGAACUUGCUGCUUGAAGAACUUUGAUUAUUGCUGUUGAAAGCUUGCUCAUUUGUGCUUGUUUCCUCCCAUACAUGUGCAUGGAUGCUAUAGUGGUUCAAUCUUUCAAUUGUGUUCCUCCAAUAGCUAAUAAGUCUGGGUUGUGGCCAUUGAUUUAGCUGGCUCCUUGUCGCCUACUGUAGGACAGUUUUCUUCAGACAGAGAAGAAGAAGAGUCUUGGUAAAAAAUUUUGGUGGCUAGUAAAUUAAUUUUACAUCCGUCCUUCUUCCUACCACAGUAUUAAUCUAAUGGCUACUAUGAAAACACUUCCCUGCACAUUGGCCGCGGGAGGGGAUCCGAAUCCAUGUUACACUUGCUGCAAUGGUCAUCAUCCUAUGGCCGUCAUCGCCGCCUUGCCCGUCCAUUUCUUCGUCCCCAUGUUGGUUUCCUAUUCAGUCUCAAAUUUUAUUCCUUAGAGCGUCUUAUCGUCCCAAUCUACCACUGUCCUCCCUGCCUUUUAACCCUUUAAAUGCGGUUCCUCUCCAAGGAACUAACUCUUAUCUUGUUGGAUUUCCCACAUCAAGAACCAGAGCGACCCUCGACGACAGUGAUCAACUCACCUCAACCCCACUUCUUGUUGAUGAUGAGAACCCCAAACAAGAGGUGGAGGAAAGUGUGAAAGUGCUGAAAAAUGCAGCCAAGUCAAGAAAGGUAGCAGUGGAGGAGAUUCUUUCUGCCCUUUCGGUGAUUGAGAAAGCCAAACUUGAUCCUUCUGGUUUUCUUGAAACUCUCGGUGGAAACGAAUCCCCUGGGAGAAAGUGGAUGCUUAUUUUUACUGCCGAGCAACUGAAGCGGGGUCGAUAUUUUCCUUUUACAGCUGUUCAGAGGUUUGAUGCUGCCGCGAAGAGGAUUGAAAAUGGGGUAUAUCUUGGACCUAUAGGACAGCUGACAUUUGAAGGCAGAUUAUCAUGGAAAAAAAGAAUACUGAGUUUCAUAUUCGAGGACAUCCGGAUUAAAGUUGGACCUUUGAAAGCUCUGGAGAUCAGCCUGGGAAAAAAAGAUGACAGGGAACCAAGUACCAAAGAUCCUUUCUUUGUCUGGUUCUAUGUUGAUGAGGAAAUUGCUGUUGCUCGAGGCCGAAGUGGAGGAACUGCAUUUUGGUGUAGGUGUCGCCGCGUCACUACUUGAUACACGAGGCCCCAUUUAACUACGUAUUUGUUAUGUUGUGCAAUUGUUGUAUAUAAGGAAACCUUGCAUUUCAAAUAUAAAGUUUGAACCAAACUUUUUUGUAUAUUGAUUCUGAUAUUUUCACGCUGAUGGAACCUGAUUGUGGAAAACACUUCAAGCAUGUGCUGUCGGAAGAUAUUGCCAUGCUGAUAAAACAUGAUUGUGGAUAAAACUUCAAGCAUGUGCUAUCAGAAAUGUCUGAAAUUUGCAGGAUCAGAGUCAAGUUUUAUUGUCCUCCCUUUGUUAUAAUUACAUAUGGUUCUUUCUA